Molecule: messenger RNA, 2268 nt
Organism: Acomys russatus (golden spiny mouse)
Lineage: Eukaryota; Metazoa; Chordata; Mammalia; Rodentia; Muridae
Gene: Kng1
Product: kininogen 1
Exons: 10
Coding region: 161-2014 (617 amino acids)
Biological process (GO): positive regulation of cytosolic calcium ion concentration; negative regulation of blood coagulation; negative regulation of endopeptidase activity
Cellular component (GO): blood microparticle; extracellular region
Molecular function (GO): cysteine-type endopeptidase inhibitor activity
Source: RefSeq, a predicted model, not a curated record
AAAAGACGGCAAACAGUGGAUGACCACAGGCAUCCACAUAGGAGACACGAGUAGUCAGGCGGGGAGAGCAGAGGCCGGAGAGACCAGAGCCCAGAGGCUGCUAAAAAGCAGCUUCUGAGUUCGGUUCCGUCCCUCCGGUUCUGGGAGAGAAACUUAAGUCAUGAAGCUUCUCGCUCUCCUGGUCCUCUGCUCCAGGCUCCUACCGAGUUUAACGCAGGGAGAAGGACCCCAGGAAGUCGACUGCGAUGAUGAGGACCUAUUUCAGGCUGUGGAUGCCGCGCUGAAGAAGUACAACGCUGAGAUACAAAGCGGCAACCAGUUUGUGUUGGACCGAGUGACCGAGGGCACCAAAAUGGGUGACUCUGAGACAUUUUAUUCCUUCAAGUACCAAAUCAAGGAGAGUAACUGUUCUGUUCAGAGUGGCCUUCCCUGGCAGGAUUGUGACUACAAGGACGCUGAGGAAGCCGCCACUGGAGAAUGCACAGCAACUGUGGGGAAGAGAAGAAAUAAAUUCUCCACAGCUACUCAGACCUGCAAGAUUACCCCAGGUAAGGGCCCCGUCGUGACAACUGAGUACACCUGUCUGGGUUGUGUGCACCCCAUAGCAACCGAUAACCCGGAUCUGGAGCCCAUUCUGAAACACGCCAUCCAGCAUUUCAACAACCGCACAAAUCACUCCCACCUCUUUGCUCUCAGAGAAGUAAAACAAGCCAAAAGACAGGUGGUGGCUGGACUGAAUUACGAAGUGACCUACUCAAUUGAGCAAACUAAUUGUUCAAAGAAGCAUUAUCUAUUCCUGAAUCAAGACUGCAAAUCCUUUCCCGGUGGCGAUGUCGGUGAGUGUAGAGAUAGUGCCUAUGUGGAUAUUAAUCAAAAAAUUGCUGAAUUCUCCCAGAGCUGUAACCUUUAUCCAGGAGAGGAUUUGGUGCAACCACUUCCUAAGCAUUGCCCUGGCUGCCCCAAGAACAUACCUGUAGACAGCCCGGAACUGACAGAGGCACUUAAUCAUUCCAUCACAAAGCUUAAUGCAGAGAGUAAUCAUACUUUCUUUUUCAAGAUUGGCACCGUGAUAAAAGCGACUUCACAGGUUGUGGGUGGAGUAAAGUAUUUUAUUGAGUUCACAGCCAGAGAAACCAUGUGUUCCAAGGAAAAUGACACAGAAUUGACAGCAAGUUGUGAGACCAAUCACUUUGGCCAAAUUCUCAACUGCCAUGCUAACGUGUACAUGAGACCUUGGGAGAACAAAGUCCACCCGACUGUCACCUGCCGAGCAUUAGAAAUGACUGGGAUGAUGAGACGGCCUCCCGGCUUUUCACCUUUCCGGUCAUUCCUCCAACAUGAAAUAAAAGGAGGAACAAGUGUAAGUUCACCCUUCAUUGCCAGGCCGCAAGAAGAGCAGGAUCCAGAAAAUGAUCGAGGACCCACUCAUGGGAGUGGCUCAUUGCAUGAAAAGCAAACAAAACAUAAGAUUGACCAUGGCCAUAAGCACGGCCAUGACCAAGGCCAUCGGUUCCGAGAGAGCCAUGGCCUUGGCCAUGGACACCAGAAACAGCAUAAGCACCAUCACGGUCACGGCCAUGGCCAUGGCAAAGGCAAGCACAAAAAUAAAGACAAAAGCAACGGAAAGCACACUGACCACAGAACAGAGCCGUUGACAAGCUCUUCUGAAGACACUACAACAUCUUCUACACAGACACAGGGGGGAACAGAAGGGCCCACCCUUAACCCUCCGCUAGCCCAGCCAAGUACAGCGGUUAGCCCUUCUGGCAUUCAGGACUCAGAUUUAACUGGUGUGAUGGCUACCACAUCGCCAUAUGCCAUAGACAUCCUUGACGAUUUAAUCCCCGAUAUCCACGUACAACCAGAUAGCCUUUCAUUUAAGCUGAUAUCUGAUUUUCCGGAAGCAACUCCCCACAAAUGUCCCGGACGCCCAUGGAAGCCAGUUAGUAGAAAGGAUCCGACCACAGAAACGACAGGCUUUUCUGAUUUUGACCUCCUUGAUGCUCUUUCUUAACUUAUACAGCCUGGGUAUCUUUACACACGCUUUCCCAGCCUCUUUCCCCAGUGCCCAAGCAUAAAUAUUUUGAUAUAAGUCGGCAAAGCGUGAGGCUCAGAACAGCCUAGAAACAUUAACCCUCUUAGUGGGACUUCAUAAAUCUGUGGACGAAUAAAAACUACCAGAACACUGCAUCCUUUCUGAGCCUGCCUCACACACUUUCUAAGCCCAUACAAGAAGAUGCCUGACAGAACUCACUGCUCUGAUAACCA